Molecule: messenger RNA, 1155 nt
Organism: Aspergillus ibericus CBS 121593
Lineage: Eukaryota; Fungi; Ascomycota; Eurotiomycetes; Eurotiales; Aspergillaceae
Product: arsenic resistance protein
Exons: 4
Coding region: 34-1155 (373 amino acids)
Biological process (GO): antimonite transmembrane transport; arsenite transport
Cellular component (GO): plasma membrane
Molecular function (GO): antimonite transmembrane transporter activity; antiporter activity; arsenite transmembrane transporter activity
Source: RefSeq, a predicted model, not a curated record
GUGAUUUCUCAACACUUCAUAAGUGGUUACAGGAUGGUUCACGAAAAGCAUCAUCCGGAUGAUGUAGAAGCGUGCAGGGAAAGUCAACACCAUGACAACGCUGAACAAGGCCCGACAUCUGCUUUUCAGCAGUUGGCUAUACUAGACCGCUUCCUUGCGGUCUGGAUAUUCCUUGCCAUGGCAGUGGGUAUUAUUCUGGGGAAUUUCGUCCCUAAUACGAGCAAAGCGCUAGAGAGGGGAAAGUUUGUGGGCGUUUCGGUGCCUAUUGCAAUCGGUCUGUUGGUCAUGAUGUAUCCCAUAUUGUGCAAGGUGAGGUUUGAAACGCUGCACCGAUCGUUUCGGGAAAAGGAUCUCUGGAUCCAGAUCGGUUUCAGUAUCGUCGUCAACUGGAUCAUAGCUCCUCUGUUUAUGCUUGGUCUGGCCUGGGCAUUCCUCCCUGAUGAAAGAGGUCUCCGAGAAGGUCUCAUCCUCGUCGGUAUUGCUCGAUGCAUCGCCAUGGUCCUCGUCUGGACGGGACUCGCAGGAGGGGACGGUGAAUACUGCGCAAUUCUGGUGGCCAUCAACUCGAUCCUGCAGAUGGUUUUGUUUGCACCAAUUGCAAUCCUCUUCAUCCGUAUCAUUGGUGGUGCGAACCAUGGCCUGACAAUCGACUAUUCACUGGCGGCAAAGAGCGUCGGCGUUUUCCUCGGUAUCCCCUUAGGAGCUGCGAUCGUCACUCGCUUCUCCCUCAGGUUCUUGAUCAGCAAGGAAUGGUACGAUAAGCAUUUUCUGAAGUGGAUCAGCCCGCUAUCCUUGAUCGGCCUGCUUUUCACAAUCUUGGUUCUAUUUGCGUCGCAGGGGAGACAUGUAGUCCACCAGAUUGUGUCCGUUAUCAGAGUAGCUGCCCCUCUGAUCGUGUACUUUGCUGUCAUUUUUGGUGUCACUCUCGCGGUGACGCGGCGCUUCGGUUUCGGGUAUAGAUUGUCCUGCACCCAAAGCUUCACGGCUGCGAGCAAUAACUUUGAACUUGCCAUCGCGGUAGCAAUAGCUACAUUCGGUGUGGACAGCGACCAGGCAUUGGCUGCCACGGUUGGGCCCCUCAUCGAAGUCCCGGUGCUGCUGGGGUUGGUGUAUGUGGUAAAGUGGUUUGCAAAAAGACAAAAGUGGGCACCAUAG